Molecule: messenger RNA, 3407 nt
Organism: Leptonychotes weddellii (Weddell seal)
Lineage: Eukaryota; Metazoa; Chordata; Mammalia; Carnivora; Phocidae
Source: RefSeq, a predicted model, not a curated record
AUGUAUGCCUUGACACACGAGUACUGGUGGAUGGAGGCCCUGAAAGGUGCAGCCCCCGUGUGGUCGGAGAGCCCGGGUGGAAGACUCUUCAGCUUGGCUCUCCUCUCCACAGAUGACCUACCAAAGCCACAGAUUAUCACCCAGCCAGAGCCUACCGUGGCCAUCGUGGGCAAGGACAUCCGGUUCACGUGCUCCGCUGCCAGCAGCAGCAGCUCCCCCAUGACGUUUGCCUGGAAGAAGGACAACGAGGCCCUGGCCAACGCCGACAUGGAGAACUUCGCCCACGUCCGCGCCCAGGACGGGAAGGUGAUGGAGUACACCACCAUCCUGCACCUGCGCCACGUCACGUUCGGACACGAGGGCCGCUAUCAGUGCGUCAUCACCAACCACUUCGGCUCCACCUACUCGCACAAGGCCAGGCUCGUUGUGAACGUGUUGCCGUCCUUCACCAAAAUCCCCCACGACAUUGCCAUCCGGACCGGCACCACGGCCCGCCUCGAGUGUGCUGCCACUGGCCAUCCUAACCCCCAGAUCGCUUGGCAGAAGGACGGAGGCACGGACUUCCCCGCCGCUCGUGAGCGACGCAUGCACGUCAUGCCCGACGACGACGUGUUUUUCAUCACGAACGUCAAGAUCGAGGACAUGGGGGUGUACAGCUGCACUGCCCAGAACUCGGCCGGCACCGUUUCCGCGAACGCCACCCUGACGGUCUUUGAAACCCCAUCCUUGGUGGUGCCCCUAGAAGACCGUGUGGUGUCCAUGGGAGAAACGGUGGCACUCCAGUGCAAAGCGACCGGGAACCCAACGCCCCGCAUCACCUGGUUAAAGGGGGGCCGCCCUCUGAGCCUCACCGAGCGGCACCACUUCACGCCUGGCAACCAGUUGCUCAUCGUCCAGAACGUGGUGGUGGAGGACGCGGGCCAGUACACGUGCGAGAUCUCCAACACCCUGGGCACGGAGCGCGCGCACAGCCAGUUGAGCAUCCGGCCCGCCCCCGGCUGCAGGAAGGACGGCAGCACCGUGGGCAUCUUCACCAUCGCCGUGGUGUGCAGCAUUGUCCUGACGUCCCUGGUCUGGGUGUGCAUCAUCUACCAGACCCGGAAGAAGAGCGAGGAGUACAGUGUCACCAACACAGAUGAAACCAUUGUGCCACCGGAUGUUCCAAGCUACCUCUCAUCUCAGGGGACUCUUUCUGACCGGCAGGAAACUGUGAUCAGGACAGAGGGUGGCCCUCAGGCCAAUGGACACAUCGAGAUCAACGGUGUUUGUCCACCAGACACCAGCCUCUUCUCAGAAGUGGACGCUCAUGGCUCUACGUGCAGGCAGCCCAAGCUCUGCGUCGGCUGUAACAGGGAGCCCUGGAACGUGAUGGAGAAAGCCCGGCGGAGGUCUGGGCCGCAGAAGAUGGAGCAUGGUGGCCCGGGGGCGUGUGGGGACUGCAACACGGACACGGACGGUUACUGCAAGGAACAAGCUGUCUAUCCUCCGCCUGUGCCCAGAGACAGUACACAGCCAGGGACACUAAGCAGCCAGGAGCCCAGUCAGACGGCCCGAGAACACUCUCUGCCUCAUCUGACCCCUGGGAUAGCUGACGGGUCCCGCACCGACUGCAGGGGGUCCCUCUACCCCAGUAACCACGACAGAAUGCGGACAUCCUUGAAGAAAAAGCCACUGGCACCUGCAGAUGGGACAGGGGCCUCUUCGUGGACUUUAGCAAGGCUGUGUGAGCCAGACUCCAGAGACCUCCAGCCUCCCUCGACAUUAACUCCAAGCAGUCCUGAGCUCACCGAAGCCGCCACGGGCUUUCCCGAGGGCCCCAGUGAAGGCCAGCACUUGCUUCUUUCCAACGGACAUCUCCCCCAGGCGUGUGACUCCAGCCCCGAGUCCCCAGCGCUGACAGGACAGCCCCCCAGGAAGCGGGGCGUGCCCCUGCUCUUCGCACCGAAAAUCUAGGCUUCAUCUACCUCAGCUCUUGUGCCCGUCUCUACAGGAAAGAGAGGUAGGAGAGGCUGUAAAGGAAGCUUGAGUUCAAGCGUCACUGACGUGUACAGAGUUUUUAAACUCCCAUGUGGAGUGUCCGUGGUUUAAAGGACUUGCAGCUGAAGUGCAGAACUGCAAGAGGCUAUUGUGUACAAAAGCAGAAAAGUACUUGAUACCCUUGUACAUAAGAGUUUUCAGAGAUUUCCUAUAUAUUAUAUAUCUUUUGCAGAGGCUAUUUUAAUCUGUAGUGCAUGGUUAACAGAAAAAAAGUACAGUUUUGACAAUAUUAUUUUUCAUAUCAGGUUGCUGUUUAAUUUUGGAAGCGGGGUGGGGAAGAGUUCUGGUGCCUUAAUGCAUGGAUGGAAUUUGUAGAGACUAAAAACCACAUUUGCUCCCAGGAGUUUCUGGAGGGCAGGGAGGGGGGGCAGGCCUGGGGUUUGCCUUGCACUUCCCAGGACAACACCCUGGGAUGCGGGCCACUCCGGGCCUUCAUGUGCAUUGGAAUCCGCAUUGGAAUCCACUUCCCGUCAGUAACGCUCCAGCAGCUCGCCUCCCCGCAGCGUCCCGAGAUGCCCGAGUCGCCCCGUACCUCUGCCCUACAGGACUUGCUCUUGUAAGUUUAAGUUCCUUGCCGAGCAGAAGGGGUCUUGUUGAUCCACUGCAAGCCUUUGUUCCAAACAGUGAAGCACUGCCUUCCUUCCUUCUCUGAGAACAGCAAACGUGGUGGUCAUCAGUAUCACUCGAUUGUCCUUUGAGGCUUAUUUUACUAAGGUAGAGGCUGCUGGUGUUGGUACCUGUGGAUUUUUCAAUAGUGAGGUUUUAGUUCUGCCAAUAUAAUUCACGUGACAUUGAUCAGGGGGGAGAGAAAGGGUCCAGUCCUUACUUUUCAGGGCUAGCUUCUCUCUACUGAGGAUCCGGAGCACGUCUGUCCACGUCCUUCCCUCACACAGACAGACCCGGGCUGGGACCGUAACGAGUCGAAGCCCCCGACCUGGGUAUAUUUGCACUUUCGAGACCUGUAGCUAACCAUCUUGUGAGUGCCAAUGUGUAUUUCAGGAAAAAUUACAUUGAAACAAGGUCCUUUAAAAAAUCUCAGAAAGCAAGUAAGUAAGUUCCUUUACCCAAAAAGCUGAAGGUAGAGACUGACAAAAUAGUUGUUAAAAUAAUUUUACUGUCCGGGGUCAUCACUGUUCUAAAAGGUAAGCACAUUUAGAAUUGUGUUCUCAACAGUCAACUGAUUAAUGUUACUUCCACAAAAUAUGUGAAUUUGCUGCUUCUGAGAGGCAAUGUGAAAGAGGAAGUAUUACUUUUAUGUACAGUUAUUUAUUUAUAGAAAUUUUGGUACAAUGUACAUUGAAAAACAUGUAAAAUAUUGAAGUGUCUAACAGCGUUGAAGUGUCUUUAAUAAAGGUUCAUUUAUAAAUGUU